This is a messenger RNA of Ylistrum balloti, 612 nucleotides long. RefSeq lists its product as uncharacterized. The transcript is spliced from 4 exons. The coding region runs from base 82 to 573 and encodes 163 amino acids. The record is from RefSeq and is a predicted model, not a curated record. NCBI's taxonomy places the organism in Eukaryota, Metazoa, Mollusca, Bivalvia, Pectinida, Pectinidae.
GAACAAUCAUGGCGUCUUAUAGGCUGUAAGAAUGAAGCAAGAGUAUCGCUUGGUUUUAACCUAAUCAAAAUUGCCUGAUUUAUGAAAAUUGGAAGUAUGAUGCUACAAACUGGACUGUUCUUGGUGGCUGUUCUUGCAGGCGCCGUAUCUGUUGUAUCCGGCUCCGUCAACUGCUACACCUGCUCAUACACGAUAACCGGCGCACCAUGGAUUAGUUACGAGUGCGCCAAUAACACAGAUAAGGUGACAACAGGGUCAGCGCAGGUUCCAUGUCAUCACACUCUACAAUGCGUCACAAAGGUUGUUUACAACGCCGAUCUCACUGAAAUACGAUCGGUCACAAGAGGAUGUUUUGUACCAGACGUUUACAAAUGUGGUGUGAAUUGUUGUGAUCAGAGUCUUCAUGAUGUUUCCUGUCAGUAUCAAUGUCGGUCAGACGGCUGCAAUAACAAGGACGUCACCAAAAUACUGAAAAAAACGACCGGUACUGGUGCGGCUUCAGCCAUUCAUCCGAAAUGGAGUCUAUCUGUCACUUUUGUGCUAUUUAGCGUUAUCAUUUUGUCUGCGAUGUGAGGUUGAAAUAAAUAUAGAUAAAAAAUAUGAUAAUAAAAA